Messenger RNA from Giardia duodenalis, 1584 nucleotides. RefSeq lists its product as uncharacterized. The transcript has a single exon. The coding region runs from base 1 to 1584 and encodes 527 amino acids. The record is from RefSeq and is a predicted model, not a curated record. Lineage: Eukaryota; Fornicata; Diplomonadida; Hexamitidae.
AUGCCUCCCCAGGGUUCUGUGUACCCGGCCCAGGUCUUUUAUUCGGGACAGAGGCGGCCAUAUUCCGCAGUAUGCAUAGCGUCUUUUUUCUCCAUAAUCGAUGUGGCCGUUGUGGAGACCAUCAUAUCGUUACCCAUUAGAAACGUCUCUACACUACUGUGCGAUAUAAACUGCUCUGAGCUUUUGCGGCUCCAUAUCACUGGACAUGGCACUGUCGUCCUGUAUUCUUUAUAUAGAGACGCAAUCUUGUCCGCUAUCUUUACUUCCCUGCGGAGGGAUCAAGAUGCCGCCCAAGGCAUCACAGCCUCCCUGCCAUUUAGCGUCUCUGAUGACCUGCUCUCUUACAACAUGAUGAUCCAGGCUACAAGGCCAAUUGGACUUCGACCCAGCGUCCUUGUAAGAGGAUUGGGGUCUCGAGCACGGCCCAGAGAAGCCCUGACUGCUGGCUACCUUCCUCCGUGUCCUUGCAAAGUAUCAGUAACACCUUUUGGCUUGCAAAUAAGUGAUACAGAGCAAGCUGAGGUAUUGUGUGUGCCGCAUAAUGCAAUCACAGCAGUUAACUUAGAUGAUGGUGCAUGUAGCGUAGUCGUUUCUUCAACGUCUAACGAGGAUGGUUGCAAUCUUAUCCUUUAUGGGCUCAGCCCUUUUAUCACAGAGUUCGUGUAUGUUCUCCUUCGUGCAUAUCCCCGCUUUAUACAGAUACAGCCAGGGGCUGAGGAUUGCGAGGACCAGAAUGCCCUUUUCGACGAAGAAGAGUGCGUCGCUGAAAAAGCAGCGCUGUGCUCGUUCGUAAGCAAUCCGGGAGAACAUCAAUCGAUUGUGUCAAGUGACGUAGUGAUGGUAGCAACAACACCAGCUUUGUUUGAAUCACUUACAUCUCACACUAAAUUGCCCAACUUAACAUUGGCAGCUGAUGAAGUUGUGCGCGGGGAUCAGCUGAAAGAUAUCUCCUCACGAGCCACAAACUCCUUGCAGGCAUUUGCUCAGAUUGAAAGCUUAUUUGAUAAAAUACACUCACGUGAGAAUGUGGUCUCAGGGGCAUCGUCCAAUCAACUGUCGCCACCGCACACCCCAGACCAACCAGCAGUUCAGCACUCGCAGAUCACUGCUCCGCUGAGGAUGCCCCGGACCGGAGCCAGUCAGGACUUGUCUAGUAUACCUACUGAUAAGGCACAAAGUUCAACCUACUUCUACAAGCACCUCGAGAGAGUCUACGUCCCUGCUGUUAUUGCCAGAUCACAGCCUCUUGCCUCGUCAACUUUAAGUGUCUCCAUCACCACCUCCGAAGUAGCUUAUACUGUUGUUGUAGACCGCGCAUUCCAGGGAUUUGAUUCUGCGUCCAGAUUUAUUAGGACUUGCUCCAGUCAGUCUCUGCGUAAUGCCUCCAACAUUUUAGACACGGCGAGGGCCGAGUACCUCCAAAAUCAAUCUAUGUACGCGUCGCUGGAACCAAUAGUCCUUCUGUCCGAGGCCCAUACUCCCGGCAUCAUCCCUGUACUUCUUGGCUUGAAGGAAGCUCAAAGCAUCUGUUUGCAAUCAAGUAUGCGCUUGGUUUCCGCGACCAUCCCCGCUUGUCGCACAUAG